Fusarium sp. VM40 is the source of this 654-nucleotide messenger RNA. Lineage: Eukaryota; Fungi; Ascomycota; Sordariomycetes; Hypocreales; Nectriaceae. The record is from the annotation of a GenBank genome assembly.
AUGUCCGCCAACCUUGGUCUAAACCUCGGCAUCGGACCUCCACCACAACAUAUCUCAUCCCCUGAGUCGAGAACCUUCUACCCCCAAAACCAGCCCCCAUGCGCUGAUGACCUUCACAAAACCGCCCCUCCACCACUUCAGCUUCACAGCCAUCGUAGACACAUUCAUGAUACGGACAGUAUCCACUCCCAAGCUUUCUCUGUCGGCAAUGCCUCGUCCUGCACCUGUGCUCUUUGCAAAAUUCGCCCCCCUGAGACACAUGGCCCUUCAGACAACCUUUCUCAGCGCACGUAUGGGCGUGGCAGUAGAAACCCCCUUCGCGAGCAUCGUCGCAAUCAAGCACUUCGCAGUAGUGCGCGCCGCAGAAAGGUGAAGGCCGCCCGUUGUCUCGAGUAUGGCAAGGACGUGGACACUGUGGUCGCUGGCAUCGACGAUGGCGUUCACAAAACCGUCGAGGGUCGUCUAUAUCAAUGCCUGGAGCGAACGCCACGCAGUAAGACUCGUCACAAGUGUGCGAUGUGCAAAAUAUUCCGACGUCUCGUGGGUUUCGACAAUUGUCGUGCUCGCAUCGAUGUUCGGCACAAAACAGGACAGCUUGAUCAUUGCGCUGUGAUCUCUGGCUUUGACAUUCUGGGAACCCGCAAAGAUCUGUAA